GUAAAUAGGAAUAUUCGUGACACAAGCGCAUCUUUCUGUCUUAUUCUCUUCUUGUCUUGGAAUUGAGCCAAACCAAUUUAUAAGUGAAACUGAGCCAGCUUGUUCCUUGUUCUUUUUCUUUUUAUUAACUUUCAUUUCAGCUUGACCAGAAUUGAGCAGAACACUGCUUGCUUCUGGCAGACAACUUUCAGCUGUGCCAGCAAGCUAUUGCUGGCAGUAUAAAGCAUUUUCCUCGUAGCUAAAUUGCUUAUGAGUCCCCAAAGUGCAUCUGACAAUAGUAAAGCCUUAAAGGGUCUGCAUGGGGUGCAUGUGGUACCUCAUUCACCUUUUCCGCAUCAUGAGAUCACUCAAAGUGGAGAAUUCGACUCUUGUUGUGAAGGUUCUGCUUUUGGAGAGAGUCAACUUCAGUUGAUGCAACGAGUAUGGCAGCAAAGACCAGCAUGCUUGAGGCCUGUUCAUUGUUGUAUUCAGGGUGAUCAGACUCUUGUAGAAAGAUUCGCCAAUGUGCUAACUUCACUUCCAUUUAUUGCUCUUGGAAUUCAAGCCCCAAGGAAGAAUUUGAAUACUAGACUGUAUGCUAAUUCCUUAAUUGGAGUUGGGGUUACGUCAAGUGUGUAUCACUGUUCAAAGGGAAGACUGAGGAAGUAUUUCAGAUGGGCUGACUAUACAAUGAUUGCCGCAGCAACAGUGUGUCUCUCAAGGGCCCUCAGGGAUGAAAGUCCAAAGAUGCUUAUGGCAGCAUCUGCAUUGUUGCUGCCUAUCCAACCUCUGAUGGUUUCAGCUGUCCACACUGGAAUGAUGGAGGUAGCAUUUGCAAAGAGAGCACUUAAAGAUCCAAAUCUCAGGAUGGCACAUAACGUGCAUACGCUAUCGUCGUUACUAGGAGGUGUUCUUUUCAUUGCAGAUGAUGUCUUUCCCCAGACUCCUUUCCUUCACGCUGCUUGGCAUCUUGCAGCAGCCGUUGGUGUGGGAGCUUGCAACAAGCUUCUGGAAUGAUGUAUAUAUCUUGCAUCAACCCCUUAUUCUUCAUUCUAUUUUGCGGAGAAAGUGAAGCUGCAGCUCAUGUGUAAAGGCAAACCGGGCUGUGUUUUCCUCGCAUAUGCUACCAAAUUCACUUAAUAGUAGAAAGGAGCAGGAGCAACUGCCAUGGAUCAGCUUUCAAUGUGCAGUUCAAUGAUUCAACCAUUGUUGACUUGUUGGGGAAUUUAUAUUUUUAUUCACCAUUCAAUAUAGAAAUUAUGUAGCUAUUUUGUUCACUGGUAUAAACGAAGAACCUAAUGGUUUAUGUAAAACAACAGAAUGUUAAGUUUAUGGGCAAUAAAAAAAGAAGCAAUAUUUCUCUUCAAA
This is a messenger RNA of Mangifera indica (mango), 1347 nucleotides long. RefSeq lists its product as uncharacterized. The transcript has 7 exons. Lineage: Eukaryota; Viridiplantae; Streptophyta; Magnoliopsida; Sapindales; Anacardiaceae. Bases 250 to 996 code for a protein of 248 amino acids. The record is from RefSeq and is a predicted model, not a curated record.